This is a messenger RNA of Spodoptera littoralis (African cotton leafworm), 1419 nucleotides long. The record is from the annotation of a GenBank genome assembly. Lineage: Eukaryota; Metazoa; Arthropoda; Insecta; Lepidoptera; Noctuidae.
AUGGCAGAUAAAAUCAAAGUCAAGUCAAAUUUUGACAAGAAGGGCAAUUAUGAGCCGUCCGACUCAGAAGAUGAAUAUACACCUAAAGAGAAAAGAUUACUGGAGAAGGUGCGGAAAAGAAAACGUGAUGAAUCAGAAAGUGAAGAAGAAAUGUAUGCUUUCUCUGAAUCUGGCGACUCUGACAAUGAGAAGGAUGAUUUAGGAAUAGCUGACAGUGAUGUAGAAGGACAAGAACAAUCUGAUGAUGAUUUACCUGAUUCUAAGGCUUGGGGAAAAAAGAAAAGAUCAUAUUAUGCAACUGAUUAUGUUGAUGAGGACUAUGGAGGCUUCGGGAAUGAUGAAGAAAUUGCUCUUAUGGAAGAAAAAGAAGCAAAAGACAUUCAAAAAAGACUCUUAGAACAGCUCGGAGAAGAAGAUUUCAAACUAGAUUUUUUGACAAAACAGGUUGCUGAUGUUGAAGAAAAACAAACUGUGAUAAAGAGUGAUUUAAGUCAAAUGUCAAAAAGGCAAAAGUUACAGCUGCUUGAAAAAGAAAGCCCCGAGUUUGCAGGUCUGAUUGACGAUUUUAAAUCUAAGUUAACAGUUGCAAAGGAUGAUUUACAUCCUCUCCUAAAGCUCGUCAAAGAUGGCAAGCUUCCCACUUGUCCCGCAUCAAAAUUUGUCAAAACUAAUUAUGACCUUAUUUUAAAUUACUGUACUAAUAUUAGUUUCUAUUUACUUCUUAAAAGUCAAAAAAUUAAUAUUCAGAAUCAUCCUGUAAUAAAAAGGUUGUACCAAUACAGGCAAAUGUUAAAUAAAAUGGAGCCCAUUUACUUGGAAGUUAUAAAACCUCAAAUAGACAAAAUAUUACUUGCUGUGAGAAAUAACUUGGAAUUACAUGUAACUGAAAUAAAGGAACAGAAGAAAGAUAAGAAACGUAAAUCAGGUAGAUCAUCACCAGAGUCUAAACCCAAGAAAUUGAAACUUCUUAAUGCAAUGGAAAAGGAUGAAGGUGAAGAUACUGGUGUAUCUGAUGAUGAAGACCAAUAUGAAGGAACUGAUUUGUUCAAGACCAGCCAAGAUGUUGAUGUUCAAAGAAACAAUGAUGAGUCAGAAGAGAGUGGAUUCUCUGACAAUGAUGUUUCUCCUAAUGAAAUUGAAACUGAAGACAAUAAACCAUCUACCUCAUCACAGGAUAUUGUACCAGAGGAUGUUGGGGAAAAACGUGAAAUUACAUAUCAAAUUGCUAAAAACAAAGGCUUAACUCCUCACAGAAAGAAAGAUCAAAGAAAUCCUAGAGUUAAACAUAAACUCAAAUAUAGGAAGGCUAAGAUAAGGAGGAAGGGAGCUGUCCGUGAACCCAGGACAGAGAUAACUAGAUAUGCUGGGGAAGCAUCAGGAAUAAAAGCCAAUGUUAAAAAGAGCAUUAAAAUUAAGUGA